Cylindrotheca closterium is the source of this 1743-nucleotide messenger RNA. The record is from the annotation of a GenBank genome assembly. Lineage: Eukaryota; Bacillariophyta; Bacillariophyceae; Bacillariales; Bacillariaceae.
AUGAGCUUGACUUCUAAUUUGACAUAUGCGCUCGUUUUUGCAUGUCUCAUUGCCCAAUUAAUGCUGACUUAUCGAAUGCCGAUUGGUCCGAAUAAUUCACAAUCUUUGGACAUUGAAGCGAAGUCACUGAGUGCGAGCAAAUGCCACACUGAAAAUACUGCAAGAUUCGAAGAUGACAAUCAGAAAUUACCGAAUACCAUCUUUCUGGAUCCUCACCAGCCGUACCAACAUCCUUUGACGAACGAUCAUUUGCUUGGUAAAUAUUCAAAACACGAGGGCCAUGAAAUGGACGUGGUGGUCAUGGCGGCGCAUCCUGAUGCCACGCUGGCUGCUUGCAUUCACAAUCUGUAUCACUUGAAUGGUUUUCGUCGAUUCAUUUUUGUUGUCAACGAUGCAGCAGACAGUUGUCCGACGAUCUUCGAUCUGAUGCCACAGCACGACACCGACGAGUCUCCAAGAAAGCAUCACUGUCUUCAGCACACUAGCUUUUACACUAAAGCGGAACUCAAGUAUUUAUUUGACCCAAAUGGACCAUACGCAGCAAUCAUCGAAGGACCCCCUGAACUCAUCUUUCGGAAUGGCCAAUACGUAAAGAAUCCUCGAAUGGGCUGGUACCUACAGCAAUUUAGCAAGCUCAUGAUUCCUCGGCUGAUACCGGAUUUAUCGGAACACUUUCUAACUAUCGACGGAGACAUUAUGUUUACUAGACCAAAGCAGUUUGUCGUUGCCGGAUCCAACUCCUCAGAUCCACCAAAAUACGUCAUUCCAAAAACCAGAAUACCUCCUUUGCAAUGGAGUCGAUUUGUGAAUCUUACCUUUCCCGAUCUGGAAGCUAAAAAGAGCAAUUCAGAAAAUAACUACGUCGUUGGUUGGAUGAUGUUUGACCGCGACGUCACGGAAGAUAUCAUUGCGGCAAUUAACAAGAUUUUGAGUCGAAAGGGAUAUCCAGGAUCCUUUCCAUUUAAUGUAUUGCGGGUUGGCGAAGAGCUCAUCAAAACCAAUGAAUACUUUUCGGAGUAUUACACUUACGGACUCUUUGCGCUGAAUCACACCAAACCCCACGUUCCGAAUUACCACGGGAGACCACUGCGGAACACUGGAAUUCUUGACUCUUGCAUUUUGAAGCAAAGUGCUUACACGGAGGCACAGGAAAGCGAGAAACGACCGCCUUGGGCCAUUUGGGAAGAGCACAAGUACCUCAGUCAGAGUGCAUGUGUCGAACCUGAUAGCGUGUUCAAAUUUACUACGAUUGGAAUCAUACACGAUCAAGAAAAGAAGGACGAGACAAGUAAAUUUCUCUUGGAUCUUUCCAGCAGGCUAAGCAAACUCGGAAUGGACGUUAUUGUCAGUAAUGAUCAGAACGCAGAAAGUCUUGACAAGCUGUGGAACGCGUCACAGGUUGUACUUGCCGAAACGACCACAUUCUCCAGUCAUGGUGCAGUAUUGGAAGGGAAGAAAAGGGGAAAUCGAUUGGCCUUCAUCGAAUACAGGAAGGAAUCAUCAUCAAGUGCUAAGGAUGUCCAGAAUAAUGGCUCAAUUGGUCGUAUCAACAGACACGCAUGCACCACCAUUUUCUCAUCGCGGUCCUCCUUCACAAGUAUAAUAAUGGACUCUGGAGAAGACUACCAGAAUCCAAUACUCAUUCCGACUACGACGCCUGAAAAGAUGGACGAAUUGACAAGGGAAUAUCUGUCCAUCAUGCGAUGGUGCUUCUACAUGAGACACAAUCUACCAGAGCCAUAG